CGAUAAGAUAAAGCCGCGGAAAUUGGCUCCCAAUUCCCUCUUCCUCUUCUUCUUCAACUAAAAAAAACCCCAAAAAACCCCAAAAAACCUCCAAAACCUCAACAAAGAAAUGCUAGCAAACCCUAGCAUCAGCAUCCAUGGCCUCGCUCCUCCUCCUCUCUUUUCCUCCCUCUCCGAAUCCCUAAAACCCAGAAACCUUCUUUUCUCUUCAAGAAAGCAUCAUCUAUUAUCAUCUUUUCCUUCACUGAACCGGAGGCGGCGGCGCCGGCAAAAUGUUAGGGUUUCUAACGAAGUUUCGGCCGAAAUCUCCGACGAUGUCGGGUCCAUCCCUGUUCCGCAGCGGUUCUCGGUCGAGAUUCCGGUGGGCGAUCGACAUAUUUUAGUGGAGACGGGUCAUAUUGGGAGGCAAGCAAGUGCAUCAGUUACAGUCACUGAUGGGGAAACUAUAGUAUAUUCAUCAGUUUGUUUAGCUGACACCCCGAGUGAGCCCUCAGAUUUCUUCCCUCUUACAGUGAAUUAUCAAGAGCGUCUGUCUGCUGCUGGUCGAACCAGUGGUGGGUUUUUCAAACGGGAAGGCCGGGCAAAGGAUCAUGAGGUCCUUAUUUGCAGAUUGAUAGACAGGCCAUUGCGUCCAACCAUGCCAAAGGGUUUCUACCAUGAAACACAAAUAUUAUCAUGGGUUUUUAGCUAUGAUGGCAUUCAUUCCCCUGACUGUUUGGCUGUAAGUCCCAUUCAGAUAGCUCUAUCAGAAGUUCCAAGCUCCAAGAUAAUUGCAGGUGUUAGAGUUGGUCUUGUUGGCGGUCGAUUCAUCAUCAACCCAACUACCAAAGACAUGGAGUCAUCUGAGUUGGAUUUGAUAAUGGCUGGGACUGAUAGUGCCAUAUUGAUGAUAGAGGGCUACUGUAAUUUUCUUCCAGAGCAGAAGUUGAUUCAGGCCGUAGAAGCUGGCCAGGCUGCAAUACGAGAAAUUUGCAGAGAGGUGGAGGCUUUAGUCAAGAAGUGCGGGAAGCAGAAAAUGACUGAUGCAAUCAAAUUACCUCCUGCUGAGCUAUAUAGGCACGUUGAAGAUAUUUCAGCAGAUGAACUGGUGAAGGCACUACAAAUAAGAAGCAAAAUACCACGAAGAAAAGCACUUUCUGCAUUAGAGGAUAGAGUACUGAAUAUACUUACUGAAAAAGGGUAUGUUUCAAAAGAUCAAGUUUCUGGAGCUGCUGAAGGCCUAGUGGAUAUAUGUGAUGAUGAAGAUGAGGAUGAGGAAGUAAUCGUUGAUGGUGAAGUAGAUGAAGGAGAUGUUCAUAUCAAGCCAGUUGCAAGAAAACCUGUCCCCUUGCUUUUCUCUGAAGUGGAUGUGAAACUCGUUUUCAAGGAAAUAACAUCCAGAUUCUUGCGCAAACGCAUAGUAGAGGGUGGUAAGCGUAGUGAUGGUCGGAAUCCUUUCGAGAUUCGUCCAAUCAACUCAAAGUGUGGACUGCUUCCUAGAGCCCAUGGAAGUGUGCUUUUCACUCGUGGAGAAACGCAGUCACUGGCUGUGGUUACUCUUGGAGAUAGACAAAUGGCACAAAGAAUAGACAACCUUGUGGAUACAGAUGAGUUAAAGAGAUUUUAUCUUCAGUACUCAUUUCCACCAUCUUGUGUUGGUGAAGUUGGGCGUAUAGGAGCACCCAGUAGAAGAGAGAUAGGUCAUGGAAUGCUUGCUGAAAGAGCAUUAGAACCUAUUUUACCUUCAGAAGAAAACUUCCCUUACACUAUCCGUGUCGAGAGUACCAUUACUGAAAGUAAUGGAUCCUCCAGUAUGGCAUCUGUUUGUGGAGGCUGCUUGGCACUUUUAGAUGCUGGUGUUCCAGUUAAGCGCUCUGUUGCUGGGAUUGCCAUGGGUAUGGUUCUAGACACCAAAGAAUUUGGGGGAGAUGGAAGCCCACUCAUUCUCUCUGAUAUUAGUGGCUCGGAAGAUGCAUCUGGAGAUAUGGAUUUUAAGGUUGCUGGUGAUGAGAAUGGUAUCACUGCUUUCCAAAUGGAUAUAAAGAUUGCAGGAAUCACAUUACCUGUAAUGGAACAAGCACUUAUGCAAGCUAGAGAUGGGCGAAAACAUGUUCUUUCUGAAAUGCUGAAGUGUUCUCCUUCUCCAUCUAGAAAACUAUCCAAAUAUGCUCCGUUGAUUCAUGUUAUGAAGGUGAGACCAGAAAAAGUGAAUGCUAUUAUUGGAUCUGGUGGAAAGAAGGUGAAAAGUAUCAUUGAAGAGACUGGAGUUGAAGCGAUUGAUACUCAAGACAAUGGAAUAGUAAAAAUCACGGCAAAGGAUUUGUCAAGCUUAGAGAAGUCAAAGGCAAUUAUAGCCAAUCUGACGAUGGUUCCAACCAUUGGUGAUAUUUACAGGAAUUGUGAGAUUAAAUCAAUUGCACCUUAUGGAGUUUUUGUUGAGAUCGCACCUGGCCGUGAGGGUCUCUGUCAUAUUAGUGAGCUGAGUUCAAAUUGGUUGGCCAAGGCUGAAGAUGCCUUCAAAGUUGGUGAUCGUCUAGAUGUAAAGCUUAUUGAGGUAAAUGAAAAGGGCCAGCUACGGUUAAGCCAUCGCGCAUUAUUACCUGAUGCUGAUGAGAAUGCCAAACUACAAACAAGUAGCUCUUCAAAAGAAAAUAUACCUCCAAAAGAUGGUUCCGCCUCUGUAAAUGCCAUACCAGACAGAAUUCCUCUGAGAAAGGUCGUAGUGACCGACAAAAAUCUGGAGAAGGUUGUUAGAAGACCAGUGAGCUCUGCUAGAGAUGGUCCACAUGCUAACAAGGACAAACAGAAAAAGAGUGGAAAUAAAGAAGUUGCUUCCAAAGAUUAGUUGUUUACAAAAUGGAGUUAAUUUCAAUUGAGAUUGGGGGACUAAAUCUAGAUUUAGUUCUGAAACUCUAGAAAUGGAAGAGCAGCCAAUUGUUUUCAAUCUAAAGGAAAUGCCAGAACAAUAACUAAAGAUUCUAAUGAAGGUCUGACUUUUAUCGGUUGCAUGACUGCCCUUUUGUGGCGGAUAUGCAGUGUUUCCCGUUGGCACAGGUCCCGUGAUAUUCUUUCAAUACAAAGCAGCCAGAGCUUUAAUAACCGUCGAUGUGUAUUAUUUCUUGGACAGCUUUUUUUCCCCUUGAGAAAUUCUUUUCUUGGAUAGUUAUAUGGAGAGAUGCUUUUGUUUAACGUAGUUCUUGAAUACAAAAUAUUUAUCCCUUGGCAAAUCCCAGUCAAAGAAUGAUGAUGUGGGCAAAAUUUUGAGUUACUAAUAUUUUGGUUGUAUAGUUCUACGUUCUAUGUUUUGCUAAUUGAGAGAAACAUCACGAUUUGAUUGGUUU
Messenger RNA from Asparagus officinalis (garden asparagus), 3320 nucleotides. RefSeq names its product probable polyribonucleotide nucleotidyltransferase 1, chloroplastic. The record is from RefSeq and is a predicted model, not a curated record. The transcript has 25 exons. Gene Ontology annotation, cellular component: chloroplast stroma; mitochondrion; cytosol. Lineage: Eukaryota; Viridiplantae; Streptophyta; Magnoliopsida; Asparagales; Asparagaceae. The coding region runs from base 110 to 2824 and encodes 904 amino acids. Gene Ontology annotation, biological process: mitochondrial RNA 3'-end processing; mitochondrial mRNA catabolic process. Gene Ontology annotation, molecular function: polyribonucleotide nucleotidyltransferase activity; 3'-5'-RNA exonuclease activity; RNA binding.